GUGUUUCGCGACAUUUGGCGGUUAAGAAAUAUCCCCAUCCUUUAAGCUGCAUCCCCCGCCUAACACUUUUCUUUCUCGCCUUUCCCUGUUAAAUUUUGGAAUUUUCGGCUAAGUUCUGAUUAUUCCUCGUUCUUUCAUCGGGAACUUUUUAUUUUUGCUUAAUUCCUACUUAUAUUUUGAUUCCAAAAUUUUAAAGUUUUUUGUACAAAAUAUGACGGAAAAAAACGAUAAUUCAGAUAAAACUUCUCCUUCGAUUACAAAGAUUACUAAUCUGAACUGCAUCGAUCUUUCCAGCCCUGAUAUUCAUCAUUCUGUUUCUCUCCUUAAACAGGCAUGUAUGGAUUGUGGGUUUUUCUAUGUAAUAAAUCAUGGAAUAAGCCAAGAAUUUAUGGACGAGGUUUUUGCACAAAGUAAGAAACUUUUUGAUUUACCAGUAAAUGAGAAGAUGAAGCUUUUAAGAAAUGAGAAGCAUCGUGGGUAUACACCUAUUCUUGAUGAGCUUUUAGACCCUGAAAAUCAAGUACAAGGAGAUCACAAAGAGGGUUAUUAUGUUGGUAUUGAAGUACCCAAGGAUGAUCCUGAAGCUGAGAAACCAUUUUAUGGCCCAAAUAUUUGGCCUGCUUCAGAUCUUUUGCCUGGCUGGAGGCAAACCAUGGAGAAAUAUCAUCAUGAAGCACUGAAGGUAGCCAGGGCAGUUGCAAGGAUCAUAGCUCUUGCACUUGAUCAGGAUGCAGAUUUCUUUGAUAAGCCAGAGAUGCUGGGGAAACCUAUUGCAAACUUACGCCUGUUACACUAUGAAGGUCAAGUUUCGGAUCCAUCGAAAGGAAUAUAUGGGGCUGGUGCACAUUCCGACUACGGUCUGAUUACCCUCUUGGCCACAGAUGGUGUAGUUGGUCUGCAAAUAUGCAAGGAUAAGGAUGCCAAACCGCAGAUAUGGGAAGAUGUACCUCCAGUAAAAUGGGCCUUUAUUGUGAAUCUUGGUGACAUGCUGGAGCGCUGGAGCAACUGCGUUUUCAAAUCCACCUUGCACAGGGUUAUAGGGAAUGGUCAACACAGAUACUCUAUAGCAUUUUUUGUGGAACCGAGUCAUGAAUGUGUUGUCGAGUGCUUGCCGACAUGCAAAUCAGAAACCAACCCUCCGAAGUUUCCUCCUAUCCGAUGUGAUGAGUAUCUGAGCCAGCGCUACAAGGAUACCCAUGCAGACCUCAGCACAUACAAGAAAGCGUAGCUGUGUUUUCCAUUUGAGUUCGAGAUACAGGAUGACGAUGAAGACGAGCAUGACACAAAGAAGUAGGGGUUUUCGAUGGACUAAUUAAACUAGAAAGGAUACAACAUGAUAGUCUAUUGGGGCCAUCAUUGGAAGGUAGUAUUGAUAUAAUAACAAAUUUCUACUAAUGUAGUUCUAUAUAUGGAUUAUACUUAUUGGCUGGAAUACGAAGAAUAUUUGUAUUCUUACUAGUUUCAUUUCAAAAGGAGAUAUUUCUUACUAA
Molecule: messenger RNA, 1490 nt
Organism: Amaranthus tricolor (Joseph's coat)
Lineage: Eukaryota; Viridiplantae; Streptophyta; Magnoliopsida; Caryophyllales; Amaranthaceae
Product: 2-oxoglutarate-Fe(II) type oxidoreductase hxnY
Exons: 11
Coding region: 212-1228 (338 amino acids)
Source: RefSeq, a predicted model, not a curated record